Messenger RNA from Colletotrichum higginsianum IMI 349063, 411 nucleotides. RefSeq lists its product as uncharacterized. The coding region runs from base 1 to 411 and encodes 136 amino acids. The record is from RefSeq and is a predicted model, not a curated record. The transcript has 2 exons. Lineage: Eukaryota; Fungi; Ascomycota; Sordariomycetes; Glomerellales; Glomerellaceae.
AUGAGCGCAGACGUUCCUUCAUUGGUAGCAGACGGCCACGCUGAAGCCAACACUGAGGCGGCCUCAGACGCAAACAGCGUUGGGGAGGCUGGGAGAAUCGGUGUUACGCAGGAUAGGAGCAUAAGCCGCCCUCCGCGAGGCGCAGGUGUAGAUGCCGACACAGUCGAUAUGAUCAUCGUCUCAUCGGGACCCCUCGUAACUCAUGCGUCGCCCAUCGUUCAAGCAGGAGGGGAGAAGCAAAGCCAAGGCUUAGAAACGACCGCAGACCACCCGAAUCCCAAGCUCCGUGAUCUUCAUUAUUCAGAUACUAGCCCACAAGAUAUCUCAGACGAAGUCACCAUUGAAGCUCACACGUCAGGUGACGACCUCUCAACAGAGACCAUCUAUGCUGCAUUACGUAUUAUUCAAUAG